AUGACUUCGGAUCAUGAAAGUCUCGUAAGCCUUGAGGGUCCCGUCUUUGAGCAGACCGACGAUCAAGGAGCGACACUGGGGCAAAACAUAGAUGGACCACCCGAGCCAACACAGCCGCCUGCUCGCCGGCAAGCUUCGAGGAACAAAUACGUCUGUCGAAUAUGUGGCCAGUCAUUCAUUCGAGGAGAACAUCUCCGGCGGCAUGAGCAAUCCCACGGUAAAGACAAACCGUAUAAAUGUCGCCAAUGUCACAGCAGAUUCUCCAGAAAGGAUACACUGCUACGACACGUUCGGAAGUUCCAUCCUGAUCGGGAAACCCACUCCCCCUCGGGGGUCGAUGUGGAUAUGUCCAGCCCGAAUUCCUUGCCACAGUCUGUGAACACGGAUUCAACAGAAGCACCUGGAUCUCUGCCAUGUGGCGAACAUUCAGACACCAUCGUCGUGGAGAGACUUUUGGCAGAAGGUUCUCGCCGUGCUCUCAGCCGGGGGAGAGCAGAUUCGGUAUUGGGCGACCUCCAUGUUAAUGCAAUCAGUCAACAAAUAGACGACCCAUGCAACAUGGACGCGCCACAGGACCACGGAUUCUCUGAGCAGCCCGGGGAGAAUAUAUAUGGAUUAUUGAGCCAUCUGGAGAGCGCGACUGUCCCUACGGGGAUAGGUGGCUUCCAGCCUCCUCAACAGCCCGACGAUCGCAGUCGUUCACUGUUGCACGAACACCCAUUGUGGUUCCCGGAUGGCGAGUCAAGCUUCUUUGACAUCAACGAGCUAGCAAUGAUACUCUCGCCCAACAUGCCGCCAUCUACUCCAGGCAGAAGACACCCCUCCCCGCCGGGCUUUUCGGGCCUCCAGUCGGGCCUCUUUGUUACUACACCCCAACCCCCCCAACACUCGCAGCCUUCCCAACCAGUGGGUUUCUCCGAGGAUGAAGAAUACCUGCAUAAUAUCAUGGCCACGACGGACAAAGCCUAUACUGCUGCGCACUCCCCUGUGGUGACCGACUCGGAAGCGAGCGCCUGCGUGGAGACCAUCAAAUCGCUAUCCUCUUCGACAGAUGGCGAUCGCACGAAGCUGCCGCUCUCGAAGAACAUGAUCAGUCGUUAUUUUACAGCCUAUGUCCGGUAUUUCGACCCUCACACUCCGAUCGUGCAUCUUGCCACGUUUAAGAUUGCCGAUGCACCAGCCUCCCUCACCUUGGCCAUUCUCACCAUCGGAGCACUCUAUGCGAGUGAACCAGAUAGGGCAUCUGCUCUUCAUAAAAUGGCCAGCGAGUGCCUAGAACAGGCAGAAAGACAACGCGCACUGCUUGAUAUCCACGAACAGGAUCCAUGUGCAGUCAUAGGUGCAGUCCAGAGCCGAGUGCUGCUGGCUCAAUAUGAUCUGUGCAGUAACGAUGGUACACUGGUCGAUUCUGGUCUCGUGCAUCUCUUGAAGGCUGGAUCGAUCUUCCGGAACGGGAUUCCUAGCAGCCAUUGCGACGAAUGGACUUCGUGGAUCUAUGCCGAGUCCUUUAGAAGGGCUGAGCUAUGGACGCUGGUCCUCUGCGCUGUAUUUGGCGCCGACGGACAAGUGGCGGUGCAUCUCCCCAACCUCGAAGAUACUCACCACGUGCUGCUGCCUUGCCCACAGGAGAUCUGGACCGAACCGACAAGGGAUGGCUGGUUAACAGCAACCUCCAACGAGGCCGAGUCGCAUCCCGAGACCUUCGGCUCUUCCCUGGCCACAUUAAUACAAGGCGACCCCCUCACCACGACGGUGAGUCCGUUUGGAACGCUUGCUCUUAUUGCAGGCCUCCUGGUCUACAUUCUGACCCUCGAACGCACGACACCGCCGGGCUCGUAUAAUAUGCGGUCUCCCUGGAUCCCGUCGGCGGAAAAGUCGUUGAAAUCGUGGGAGACGGCUUGGAAGAACCACCCGCAAGGACCGGCGCAAUGCCCAACGGGCGACAAGAAGGAGGAUUUGCUAGCGGACUGUGUCUCGUUAUUCCUGACCGCCUGUUAUCACACCUAUGCGUCUCCCUUGCUGAAGCAUAUGAAGGCAUCGCUUGGGCUCAAGGUGCUGUCGGGUGAUGCUCCUCUGUUGACGCCAGAGGCCGCGCCAGACAGAAACUUGACGAGGGGACACAGGAUCCCGACGGCCAACGGUGCAAUAUCGAUGGAAGCAUGGGAGCAGCUGCUCACUCCGCAGAGUGAGGUACAGUGGCGUGAUCUCAACCAAGCAGCCCGAUUGGCUGCCGGGUACAUAUUGGUCCGCGCCAAACAGGGGUUUCGUAAUGUCGCGCGAACCGCACCGCUCGAGAUGGGAUUCCACAAUGUCUUGUGUGGAUUCGAAGGGGCGCUCCUCGUCUCCUGCUGGGAAUUCGCAGCCUCGAAGCAGGGACGGUCGGAUCCAAACGCGCUGUUGUUACGUGGUAUCAUCCAAGAUAUCAUAGAAGAGAUGGACGAGCAGAUGUUCCAUGGGCUGGAGGUUAAACAGUACCCUGCGAUUGCGUCGCUCACCGGCCUUCAAUCCAUGAUGAAUUACGGCUGGGUGUGGUCUUUGGCUCAUAGGAGAGCAGAGCAGCUGCGGCUUCACGAAACCAGGAUGAUAGCGGCACUGGACCAGAGAGCGCGGACGCGAGAUUAA
This is a messenger RNA of Phialemonium atrogriseum, 2622 nucleotides long. RefSeq lists its product as uncharacterized. Gene Ontology annotation, biological process: DNA-templated transcription; regulation of transcription by RNA polymerase II. Gene Ontology annotation, cellular component: chromatin. Lineage: Eukaryota; Fungi; Ascomycota; Sordariomycetes; Cephalothecales; Cephalothecaceae. The coding region runs from base 1 to 2622 and encodes 873 amino acids. Gene Ontology annotation, molecular function: DNA-binding transcription factor activity, RNA polymerase II-specific; zinc ion binding; RNA polymerase II cis-regulatory region sequence-specific DNA binding. The transcript has 8 exons. The record is from RefSeq and is a predicted model, not a curated record.